UCUUUAAAUAAGAGGCGAGCUGUUAGUUUCUUGUGAAGCAGAACACAGGUUGUUGCAGCGUGGGGUCGGAGACUCCGUCAUGUCUCUGUUUGUGAUACUCGGGCUGCUCGUCUGCAUCCAGGCUCAAGGAACCAUUGAGACUCCUGUGUUUGUGCUGAAGGGACGUGAUCUGCUCCUGAAGCUUCAUGCUGAUCCUCCUGAGGGUUUUAUAUAUGUUGACUGGAAAAUCAAUAAAACAGUAACUUUAGUGAGAUUUGAUUCUAGUGGAAAAGCAGCUGUCACUGGAAGGUUUGAGUUAGGUGAGAAUAAAUUCUCUGUGAUAUUGAAGAAUCUCCAGGAGGUUGACAGUGGAGUUUAUUCUGCUGUAGCAGCAACAUCUACAGAAGACAAACUAGUAUCUGAAUACAAGGUCACAGUUCAAGGACCAGUGUCUCCAGUUGAACUGACCGUGGACCCAGUGGACUCCAGCAGCUCAGAGUCAUGUGACCUCCAUGUGACCUGCAGGACUCACAACUCUCACAUCAGCAGCACUUUCAGAUGUGUCGACCGGGUCUGCAGUCAGGAGGGAGGAGAGCGAUCAGAGGUCACGACCUCUGGGGCUUCUCUCCAGGUCUACCUGCUGAACACCGUGAUCAUCUGUAACCAUAGCAACCAGGUUCACUGGACCCAGGACUUUGAUACAACUGCAUACCUUUGCCCCUCAAAACCUGAGCUUCCCUCCGUGUUCCUGGUGAAGAUGGUGGUGUUCUCUGUGGGUCUGAUCAUCAUGGUGUCUGCCGUCAUCACUGUUCACCUCGUGGACUUCAAGAAGCACCAAGAAAGAAAUGGAGGUCAAACCCCUCACGCUGCCCUGGAGGAAAGCUCCCACCUAAAGGUCACCUUUUAGACCCUUGAUGAUGUUCCACUGACUCACAGCAGGUGGCAGCAACACACCAGGAGAAGAAAAGAGGAAGACGACGCAAAGCAGCAAACAUGGACGCAAACUAUUAGGAUUUAAAGUAUUUUAUGAAUGAUGGAUGCAAAUAAACCUAAUUAUGUAUAAAGACCAACAAUAUGUAAGCAAAUGACCUUAAAAGGUACGCAGUAUAAUUCUGCAUACGGUCCUAUUUACAAUGAUAAAUACACAUUGCAUAUUUGUCUGCUUGCAUUUACAGUAUUUAUUCGUACAUUAUUCUGAUCGGCAGGUUUUGUUUUAGAUGUAAACUUGUUAAAUAAAAGAAGCUUCCUGAAUCAUGGAGCUUAAAUCUCACCAAUCAGGUGAGGUCUUAAAAGUCUAAAAUGUACGUUGCUCUUUAGGAAAUGAUCAGAUGAAAGGUGACAUGAAGAAUCAAACCAGGUACCAAAGCUUCCUGCAGCACAACAACAUAUUUAUUACUUUAUCAACGUUGAUCUUAAAUGUAAAAGAUGUCAUUAUUAAUAUCUCCAAUUGUGACACGUUUGUGUAGAAAAGAAUCUUUCAGCAUUAAAGCUUCAAUA
Messenger RNA from Pungitius pungitius (ninespine stickleback), 1476 nucleotides. RefSeq lists its product as uncharacterized. Bases 80 to 886 code for a protein of 268 amino acids. The record is from RefSeq and is a predicted model, not a curated record. The transcript has 4 exons. NCBI's taxonomy places the organism in Eukaryota, Metazoa, Chordata, Actinopteri, Perciformes, Gasterosteidae.